UCCUAACACCUAUCAAACGUACCAAGCAUGGAGAGUCUUCUCGGCGGUAGCAUGCUGCUAAGCAAGCUGUCCAAAGUGUUCACCCUGUUCUCGCCGGUAACACUGCUGCUGCUGACCACCGUGUCCUGCGCCAUCUACGUGUACAACCGACGGCGGGCCCAUAUCGUGCGGACGAUUGAAAAAAUUCCCGGCCCAGCAGGUCUGCCCAUCAUCGGCAACACGCUGCAGAUCAAUGUGGACCACGACGAAAUUUUCAACCGCAUCAUCGCUAUUCGGAAGCUGUACGGAAGAAUGCAAGGGUUCAGCAGAGCCUGGAACGGACCGUUGCCGUAUGUGAUGAUCUCCAAAGCGAGCGCUGUUGAGCGCAUCCUUGGCAGCCAGAAGCAUAUCGAAAAGAGCCACGACUACGAGUUCCUCAAACCUUGGCUGGGUACGGGUCUGCUAACCAGUGCCGGCAAAAAGUGGCAUCCGCGGCGCAAGAUCCUGACACCAGCGUUCCACUUUAAGAUUUUGGACGACUUUGUCGACAUCUUUCAGGAACAAAGUGCGGUUCUGGUGAAGCGUCUCGAAGCCGAACUGGGCAACGAGAAGGGAUUCAACUGCUUCCCGUACGUGACGCUGUGCGCACUGGACGUGGUGUGCGAAACGGCCAUGGGAAGGCAGGUGAAUGCACAGUGCAAUUCCGAUUCCGACUACGUGAAAGCUGUGUACCAAAUUGGAAGUAUCGUGCAAAAUCGCCAGCAAAAGAUUUGGCUACAACCAGAUUUCAUCUUCAAGCUAACGCAGGACUACAAGGACCACCAGAAAUGUCUCGGUAUACUGCACGAAUUUUCUAACCGCGUCAUCCACGAACGGAAGGAAGAGAUCCGUCGACAAAAGAUGAUCGACGACAAGAACAACAACAGCGCAAACCGUAACGGCGACGCUACCCAGGACGGCAACAACAACAACAAGGACGAUUACCUGUCGCACGAAGAGCUGGGACGCAAGAAGCGACUUGCCUUCCUCGAUCUGCUCAUCGAAGCGUCCCAGGACGGUACCGUGCUGUCGCACGAGGACAUCCGCGAGGAGGUGGACACGUUUAUGUUCGAGGGGCACGAUACAACGUCGGCAGCGAUCUCGUGGAUUCUGUUACUGCUCGGCACCGAGCCCACGAUCCAGGACCGUAUCGUGGAAGAAAUCGAUCAAAUUAUGGGCGGGGAUCGCGAACGGUUCCCAACGAUGCAGGAGCUAAACGAGAUGAAGUAUCUGGAGGCGUGCAUCAAGGAGGGUUUGCGACUGUACCCGAGCGUGCCGCUUAUUGCGCGCCGACUAAUGGAAGACGUCGACAUCGAUGGGUACGUGCUGCCGGCCGGUACGACCGCCAUGAUCGUCGUGUACCAGCUGCAUCGUAAUCCGGAGGUGUUCCCGAACCCGGACAAAUUUAAUCCGGACCACUUUCUGCCGGAGAACUGUCGCGGUCGGCAUCCGUACGCGUACAUACCGUUCAGUGCGGGACCGAGAAAUUGCAUCGGCCAGAAGUUUGCCGUGCUGGAGGAGAAGUCUAUCAUUUCGGCCGUGCUGAGAAAGUACCGGGUGGAGGCGAUCGAUCGAAGGGAAAACCUAACGCUGCUCGGCGAGUUAAUUCUACGUCCGAAGAAUGGUUUGCGCAUACGCAUUGCACGGCGAAAUUAG
Anopheles maculipalpis is the source of this 1674-nucleotide messenger RNA. RefSeq names its product cytochrome P450 4c3-like. The coding region runs from base 28 to 1674 and encodes 548 amino acids. Gene Ontology annotation, molecular function: heme binding; iron ion binding; monooxygenase activity. The record is from RefSeq and is a predicted model, not a curated record. The transcript has 6 exons. NCBI's taxonomy places the organism in Eukaryota, Metazoa, Arthropoda, Insecta, Diptera, Culicidae.